AUGGCGGUUAACAAAGGCCGCACUGCUCAGCGGAAAAGACGAGCCCGUGAAGCACUUGAAAAGCAAGAAGAACCUACCCUUAAGAAGAAGGCAAAACCAGUCAAACCACCAAGACCAAAAAAAACCGCUAAGCCUACGACCCCAAGCACCUCCAACAAAAAUGGCACCCUACUCAAACCAAUACCAAUAAACGACUGCGGAGAAAAUCGAAAUGCACCAAUCCUUGUUGAAGAUGAUGAGAUUUCUGAUCUUCAACGAGAGGAGAUUGAACAGAGGAAUCAAGCAAAUGAUGUCGUCCAGCUUCUCAGUACUUUAUAUUACGAUAUUGACUCAGAUCUUGACGAGGUUGAAGAUGAAGAUGAGGACGAAAUCAGAAAUGAAGAUAUCCUUCAGUCUCUCUGGCCUCUGUUCUACAGCAAGAAAGAUUCAACCUCUGUCUCAACUCGGUCCUUAGCUUCAGGAGGAACUGGAUACCAGAAACCCAUCAAGAAUCCCGACUUGUCAUCAAAAAAACUUAUCCCACGACCGCUUCCAAGCUCAACCAAGUGCGAUUACAAAAAGAACUUCAAGAAAGCUGUGGGAAAAAACAAUAACAUCAUGAUCAAUUGGCUCAUCAAGACUACUCCAGAAAAUUCGAUCCCCUCUGAUUCCAACGAGAACGAACAUGACGACAUCUUGCCUAGCUGUGACCGAGCCCAAGCCCACAUCUCCUCAGAAGCACUUGAAUGUCGGUUAGCUGAACAAUUGGAUCGCUAUCUCUCGUCACCAAAUAAGCUCAGCUCAAUAAACAAAAUAACGAUCUCUGCCAACAAAAAAUGGGCUGAACUGAACUUAGCAAUCAUCAUGGCGACUGCAACUUGCCAAGAUCAGCUGAAGAAAAACCCAAAAUUUCGAUAUCCAAAAGGAACAAUCGAAGACCUUCAUCAGUUCAACACUCUCCGGCGUCAAUACACAAUCUCUGGAGUCAAGAAACCUAGCCUAACUGCAUCCCUUGAGACUGCAAUUUCCGCCAUUCGAAGGGCUCCCCCUCCUGACCCAAACAAACCACCCAUUCCGAGGAGUGGGAUAUAUCAUGCCCGUCAAAUAUCUCAACAUGCCGGGUAUGUUAUGAAAUUUAAGCAGAUCAAGAAUUCAAAAAAUGGAAAUCGAACCAACCACAAAUCAAUCCUUGAUGAUGUUGAGCUUCGCCGGGAACUUUUUCAAUGGGCUUCAAAUCAAACAAUUGGUGCGGUUACCCCGAACUCGUUUCGAACCCAUGUUUUGAAUCAUACCUUCCCUGCCUUCAAGAUUGAAAAAACGAUCAGCCGACAAACUGCUACCGCAUGGAUGUACAAGCUUGGCUUCAGUCCACAGGAAUAUAAAAAGUCAAUCUAUUUUGAUGGUCACGAGCGUGAUGAUGUUGUUGAGUCAAGAAAGUUGUACAUUCAAAGGUACCGAGAACUUCGCAGGCUAUCUCGAAUAUAUGGGACUGAUAAUCUAGAGAUGGCGACCCCAGUGGAUCCUGAAGUACUUGGCGACAAUAGGGAAACUGUCUUUAUCUACCACGAUGAAUCCACUGUUCACACUAAGGAAAGGCCUGGGGUUGCUUGGUUACUUCCAGGAACUAGCGAAAUACGAUCAAAGAACUCUGGACGAUUGAUUCACAUAUCGGAUUUCAUACUCGAAACCACUGGCCGAUUGACAUCUCUUGCAACUGACAAUACACCUUCAAUCGAUGCCGCAACCAUAAUAUACCCUGGCUCAACUGGAGACAAGUGGUGGGACAUGCAACAACUGUGCAAUCAGGUAACUGAGAAGGCUAUACCUAUCUUCAACCAAACACAUCCGACUUCUCAGGCUGUGUUCGUGUUUGACUGCUCAUCAGCACACGGCGCCUACUCUCCAUCAGCACUCCGAGUACAAAGCAUGAAUUUGAAGUUUGGUGGAAAACAGGCUCGGCUCCGCGACUCGAUUAUUCCCUUUGAUGAUCCUCACAUUCCGAUUCACCUCCACGGACAAGUGCAAAAAUUUGUUUACGAGAACGAUCACCCUGACCCGGACCGAGCUGGAAAACCCAAAGGGGUGCGUGUUAUCCUAGAGGAACGGGGGCUUUGGCAGCACUACACUCAAAAAGCUAGAGAAUCAGGACAGCCUGCUUUCAAGUUCAAGUGUACAACUUGUACAACUUCUGGUUUUCGUAAAGAUGCAGCUGAACGAUCUGCACGGCUCAUCCGACAAGCUGAAGCCAAUGGCUUCUUCCUCUCUGAGGAGCAAUGCAUUCAAGAGCUCAUGCAAGCUGAAGGAACCCUUGAUCCAGUCAAUCCAGUCUCUCCUGAAACCGACCACAAUGAAUGCAGUACCACAACACCUUGCUGCUGGUUCAGAGUCAUGCAGCUUCAGUCAGAUUUCCAAAAUGAACGACCUCUACUACAGACGAUCAUUGAAGAUGCUGGGCACAUCUGUUUGUUUUUGCCCAAGUUUCAUUGCGAACUGAACCCCAUUGAGCUUUUUUGGUUGUAUAUCAAGCAAGCUUAUCGUCAAGAAACCCAUACCUGCAAAGCUUUCAGCGACUACAAAGCUCUUUUUGAUCGAAUUCGAAAAUCAUGCCCCCUUUCUACAAUUCGCAAAUAUUUCCGACGAAUCGACAGGCAAAUUUCAGCCUAUGAGCAGGGGUAUAAUGGUCCUCAAUCAGCCAUCCUGAUGAAAAAAUACACCUCUCAUCGAUGCAUUCCACGUCGGGCAGCUAUGCAGAUUGACAUGCUCACCUCUUAG
Molecule: messenger RNA, 2751 nt
Organism: Puccinia graminis f. sp. tritici CRL 75-36-700-3
Lineage: Eukaryota; Fungi; Basidiomycota; Pucciniomycetes; Pucciniales; Pucciniaceae
Exons: 3
Coding region: 1-2751 (916 amino acids)
Molecular function (GO): nucleic acid binding
Source: RefSeq, a predicted model, not a curated record